Molecule: messenger RNA, 3392 nt
Organism: Lepisosteus oculatus (spotted gar)
Lineage: Eukaryota; Metazoa; Chordata; Actinopteri; Semionotiformes; Lepisosteidae
Source: RefSeq, a predicted model, not a curated record
UUGAGUUAAUUGCGGGCAUGUAGGAGUAUUCAGCCUAGACCCUGAAGUUUGCUUUGGUCACUGGCUUAAAAUAGAUUCGAGGGGGACUAAUCUGAUUUUCCAAAUAAAUCACUACUUCAAAUGAGCAGAAAACUUUCAGCAGACUUUUUUUUCCCUGAACUUCAGUUUGAUGAAAACAGAACAUCUAUCAUUUAUACAAAAAAACAAAGACUUAUUCCUGAUAAGGGUCACGGCAACCUGGAGUCCAGCCCAGAAGCAGAGGGUGGAAGGCAGGGCUGCAGAAUAUCCAGGAGAGCAUGCAUGUUCAUCACGGGACACCAACACGCAUGCGCAGGGACAACUGUGAGACACCAGCUUCUCUUUGUGAGGAAGAGCAGAGAAACACACGUGUGGGGAGUACCCCAAGCUGGAAUUCAACCAAGCACAGCGCAAAUAAGAUUUACAUGGUGAUAGAUCGUCAUGAGCACAGGUGGGGAACAGUGCUAUAAAAAUGACUGCUUGAACCUCCCCUGCUCUGGAAACUUUAAAUGCUUUACAAUUAUUAAGAAGUGCGGCUAUAAAGGAAACCGAAAAGGCAGCCCCGAUGUUACUCCGCGGAAAACCAGGGACUGAGGCCGACAGGUUUCGCAGACGUCAUGCUCUUUAUUGUGCGGAACUCGUAACGGGCUCAGAACUGCAAAACCCCUCCAGGCCACCUGUGAGCCGUAAAGCGCUGUGUGUGACACCCGAAUCGAGACUGCCGUGGGGAUAGGUUGCUGUCUGAAGAUGUGGCUCCUGCUGUUUGCUGCCGGGUUCCUGAUCCUCGGAUUCGCCCUUUAUUCCCGCCUGUUCGCCAACAGCGCCAGCCCGUUCUCCCGGGACGCUGUGAGGCCGCCGGCCCCGCUGGUGACCGACCAGAAGCAGAGAGACAAGGUCCUCAAGCAAGGGUUCAGCGCAGAUCGGGUGCCGGCGGAGCUCGACGCCGUAGUGAUCGGCAGCGGUAUCGGAGGGCUGACGGCGGCGGCUGUCCUGGCGAAGGCGGGCAAACGGGUUCUGGUCCUGGAGCAGCACGACCAGGCUGGGGGCUGCUGCCACACCUACAUGGAGAAGGGCUUCGAGUUUGACGUCGGGCUCCACUACCUGGGGCAGCUUCACGAGAACAGCCUGCUGCGCGUCGCCGUGGACCAGAUCACCGAGGGGCAGCUGCAGUUCGCCCAGCUGGAGCAGCACUUCGACACCGUCAUCAUCGGGGAGAAGGAGGCUCGCCGGCACUACCACAUUCACAGCGGCAAGACCGAGAUGGCGGAGUCUCUCCGAAGACAGUUUCCCCACGACACGGAGGCCGUGGAUGAGUUCAUGAGGCUCAUGAAGAUAGCGGCUAGGAAGACUCACUACCUGGCCUCUCUCAAGCUGGUGCCACUAUGGCUGGCUCUCUUCCUGAUCAAGACUCGACUCGUCCACUGCUUCUCUUCCAUCUUCCGAAUGUCAGCCACCAGCCACACAGAGGUCCUCAACACGCUGACCAGCAACAAAGACCUCCACGUCAUCUUCUCCUACUUCUUCUAUGGUGUGCCUCCUAAAGAUUCCAGCUGUACCAUUAACACCCUGCUGCUCCAGCAUUACAAGAGAGGCGCUUACUACCCCAGAGGAGGGGCCAGCGAGAUCCCCUUCCACAUCAUCCCAGUCAUCCAGAAGGCAGGGGGCGCUGUGCUGGUCAGAGCCCCUGUCCAGCGCAUACUUGUGAACCAGGAGGGCGCGGCAUAUGGAGUGACUGUGAAGAAAGGUCAGGAAGAAGUCAAAGUCCUGGCCCCAGUGGUUAUCUCUGACGCUGGGAUGUUCAACACCUUCGAGAAGUUCCUGCCCCCGGAGAUACAGGCUAAACCCGAGAUUCGCUCUCGACUCAGCAUGGUUAGGCACAGCAUGGGCUCCUUCUUGGUCUUUGUGGGCCUGGAUGGUACCCAGGAGGAGCUGAGCAUCGUGUCCACCAAUUUCUGGCUUUUUAAAAACAAUGACAUGGAUGGCUCGAUGGACUACUUUGCCUCUCUGAGCAGGGAGGAGGUGGCUGACAACAUCCCCAUGAUGUUCAUCACUUUUCCCUCGGCUAAAGACCCGACGGCCAAGAUCAGACACCCAGGGAAGUCCUGCAUGACCCUGCUGACCAUGGCGAAGUACGAGUGGUUCGAGGAGUGGAAGGACACCACUGUGAAGAAGAGGGGACCAGACUACGAGAGCCUCAAGAUGGGCAUCGCCAAUGCACUCCUGGGCUGGGCCCUCGAAAUUUUCCCUCAGCUCAGAGACAAGGUGGUGUUCAUGGAGGCAGCCACCCCCCUCUCCAACAUGCACUACCUGGGUUCCCCUCGUGGGGAGAUGUACGGCGCCGAGCAGGAUCUGGCCAGGUUCACCCCAGAGGUGGUGGCCAGAAUCCGGUCAGAGACACCGGUCAGGAAUCUCUACAUUACUGGCCAGGAUGUGUUCUGUAAUGGGAUUGCAGGGGCACUGCACGGGGGUCUGCUGUGCGCCUCUACGGUCCUCAAUCAAAUUAUCUACAUCGACCUCCUGGUUCUCAAGAAAAGGCUCAAGUGGGAGAAAGCCCGAAAACGAUCCUGACUGCAGUGCGCCCUCUGCUGGACAAAGAGAGCACUACGCCCGUGCGGAGAACAGCCAUGAAUAAUUGAAACCGAGGGACGAGAAGUGUCUGAAUUUAGAACAUUUAUCACCCCUAUAAGUUCACAACUGAUUUUCCUCCUUUUGGUUGAGAGGGAUGCUGUGUUCACUCCAGGAAAAAAAAAUUGGACAAACUGGGAGAUGGCGAAAAAUACUUUUGGAAAAGCGCUCCAUUUCCUCGGGGCAGGGAAAGAUCGGUCACCACACGUUCUCAGAGACAAAGACGAAACCAAGCACCCGACCCGAAAGGCACAAAAUAAUUGUUUAGUAAUAAUUGAUCUGCUCUGACAUGAACAGCAAUGCAGAGCAUGGGUUGAAGCAACUGUCACUGAAUUUAAGAUACAUACACAAUUAAGGUAUAAAAAUACACUACAGCAGCACAUUAUUAAAGCUAUACAUGCAGUAAGGAAAUGUAAACUUCCAUAAAAAUGAUCAGUUAUAUACAGAAAGUCUUUUUGUCUUCUGUGUUGAUACUUCUAAGUAAUCUUUUGUUUUCUUAUUUUGCUCUUUGUAUAAUAAUAUAUACAUGUAGUCAUUUUUAAGUAAGUAGCAUCAACAGACCUUUUUAGCCCAAUGAACAAGUGAUCACUCAAUCCCUGCUUCUCUCUUUUGUUUUCUGUUAAUUAGUUUUCUUUGACUUGUUCCUGGAAGAACUGUGCAUUAGGUACUAACAAUGCAACAGCCAGCGAACCAGUAUCAUUGAUAUGCUGAUAUAAGAAGUAAUUCAAUUAAACAGUCUGUUCAUGAAA